AUGUGGUAGAAAGCCUUAGGCCGCACAACCUGGAGUACGCGUUGUCCCCUUCCCUCCCCCGGGGGCAACUUCAGAGUCGAAUGGGAAAGUCGUCCUAAAGACGCUGUGUGUGGAUAUAGCCUUGUGUGUCAGUGAGCUGGAGGUGGUAGAGGAGCCCAGGCAGCUCUGGUAAAGUUUUGGUAGUAGGGGUGUGGGACAAGAGCGUCUUCCUCUGUGUGAACAUGUCUCUUUCAAGGCGGGAGCUUGAUGACCUAAAACCAUGGAUAGAGAAAACUGUAAAAGGGGUGCUGGGCUUCUCCGAGCCCACCGUAGUCACCGCUGCCCUGAACUGUGUCGGCAAGGGCAUGGAUAAGAAGAAGGCUGCGGACCAUCUGAAGCCAUUUCUAGAUGAUUCUACGCUGCGUUUUGUUGACAAGCUUUAUGAUGCUGUCCGGGAAAGUCGGGGUUCCCGUCACUCCAGAUCCAGCAGUGACAAAAGUAGGAAGCGAGAAAUUAAGGAAGUAUUUGGGGAUGAUCCUGAUCUUGCAAAGGAUUCAUUGAAUUCAAAGAAAAAGAGGGUCCCACGCUUUGAAGAGGUCGAGGAGCCAGAAGUGAUCCCUGGUCCACCUUCUGAGAGCCCAGGCAUGUUGACCAAGCUGCAGAUCAAGCAAAUGAUGGAAGCCGCCACCCGUCAGAUAGAGGAGAGGAAGAAGCAGCUGAGCUUUGUCAGUCCUCCUGCGAUGCCUAAAGUUUCCUCUACACAAGCUGACCGUUCCAACAUUGGGAACACAAUCCAGCCUUCCCAAGCUGCCACUUUUAUGAAUGAUGCUAUUGAAAAGGCCAGGAAAGCAGCCGAACUUCAAGCAAGGAUUCAAGCACAGCUUGCUCUGAAGCCUGGUCUCAUUGGAGCUCCAAACAUGGUUGGCUUGGCCAACCUUCAUGCCAUGGGAAUUGCACCUCCGAAAGUAGAGCUGAAGGACCAGACAAAACCCACUCCUCUUAUUUUGGAUGACCAGGGUCGUACUGUAGAUGCUACAGGAAAAGAGAUUGAGCUUACCCAUCGCAUGCCAACACUGAAAGCCAAUAUUCGAGCUGUGAAAAGGGAGCAGUUCAAGCAACAGCUUAAGGAAAAGCCCUCCGACGACUUGGAGUCUAACACGUUCUUUGACCCUCGAGUCUCCAUUACGCCUUCACAACGUCCAAAACGUUCCUUCAAGUUUCACGAUAAAGGGAAAUUUGAGAAAAUUGCCCAGAGAUUAAGGACAAAGGCCCAGCUAGAGAAACUACAAGCUGAAAUAUCUCAAGCAGCAAAGAAAACGGGUAUCCAGGCUACCACCCGCCUGGCACUUAUCGCCCCCAAAAAAGAGAUCAAAGAAGGAGAAAUACCAGAUAUUGAGUGGUGGGACUCAUUUAUUCUCCCCAAUGGAAUUGAUCUGAGACCAGAAGCCUUAGCAGUGCGGAAAGAAUUCCACGGAAUCACCAAUCUUGUAGAGCAUCCAGCUCAGCUUAGUCCUCCAGUUGACAAGGAUGCACCAGUGACACUUGGGAUCUAUCUCACUAAAAAAGAACAGAAAAAACUUCGUCGCCAGACGAGAAGGGAAGCACAGAAGGAAUUGCAGGAGAAAGUACGAUUAGGUCUUAUGCCUCCACCUGAACCUAAAGUACGAAUAUCCAAUUUAAUGCGUGUUUUGGGCACGGAGGCAAUACAGGACCCUACAAAAGUAGAGGCCCAUGUCCGGGCACAAAUGGCUAAACGCCAAAAGGCUCAUGAAGAAGCUAAUGCAGCCAGAAAACUAACAGCAGAGCAGAGGAAGGAGAAGAAAGUAAAAAAGUUAAAGGAAGAUAUUACACAAGGGGUUCACAUAGCUGUAUAUAGUAUUCGCAAUUUAACUAAUCUAUCAAAAAAAUUCAAGAUUGAAGCCAAUGCCAACCAGUUGUACCUGACGGGAGUCGUUGUAUUACACCGAGAUGUUAAUGUGGUCGUAGUGGAAGGAGGACCCAAAGCGCAGAAGAAAUUUAAACGUCUUAUGCUGAGCAGAAUAAAAUGGGACGAACAGACGUCAAAUCCCAAGGCAGAUGAUGGUGAUGAGUCAGAUGAGGAAACUGUAAAAAAAUCAAACAAGUGCUCUUUAGUGUGGGAGGGAACGGCCAAAGAACGCAGUUUCGGGGAUAUAAAAUUCAAACAAUGCCCCACAGAAAACAUGGCCCGGGAACAUUUUAAGAAGCACGGGGCCGAGCACUACUGGGACCUGGCACUGAGUCAGUCAGUUUUGGAAACAGCUGACUGAGCUCCAUUUUGAGUUCUAGACAGAUUUACCAAGGUUGUACUUCCUCCCCAAAAAAACACAAGCAGGGACUUUGGACUGCGGACAAUAUCUGAUCAUCUCCUACCCCCUCCCUGAGGUGCGGUCAUCCCCACCCCAGUCACCGGACCUUCACUCAAGCAGAUAACAACUUUGACUUCUGGAUUACUAAAAAUUGAAUUUUCCUCUGAAUACUGCUGUGGACCCAUCACCCUAAGACAUUCUAAAGCUUUUGUAAUAGCCACGGUGGUCAGUGAAUUUACACUGAGAACAUAUUUGUCUUCAAUUUAAUGGUUGAUCUUCAUUUUUUUUUUUUUUUUUUUUUCUGAAAGCAAAUGUGCUGUAAGUUCUUUCUAGUGAUGUGAAAGAUGCAUUGUAUAAACAUCCUCAGCCAAAAGGCUUUCGAGCCACGUUGUUGAGCAGCUGCCCUGAUACUUAGGUCAUUGUUUCCCAACCAGGGUGCCUCCAGCUGUUGCAAAACUACAACUCCCAGCAUGCCCGGACAGCCUUCGGCUGUCCGGGCAUGCUGGGAGUUGUAGCUUUGCAACAGCUGGAGGCGCCCUGGUUGGGAAGCGCUGGCUUAGGCAAUGCUAAAAUUCCAUAGUGGAAGAGCUCCUUUUUGGUGUAAGGCUAUGUUUCCACUUAUUUUUUUUUUUUUGGCUGUUUUUGAGCCUUAUUUUUACGUUCCGACAGCUAAUUUGCAAAUGAGAUGUUAUCCCGGGCCAUAGUGCGUGCCAAAGUAUGGAUGUAUUUUGGCAGGUAAAUUGCCCAAAACAAGUUUCCUGCACUUAAAUUUAUGUCUAUAACAAUUAUAGAUGUAAAAUUUAUAUUGAGUGAGAAGUAAAAAUUACCCUCUUUGGGUUUUUGGGGGGUUUAUGGCUCUAAAAAAAAAAAAAAAAUAAAAUAAAA
Messenger RNA from Hyla sarda, 3191 nucleotides. It is a transcript of the gene PRPF3, whose product is annotated as pre-mRNA processing factor 3. Gene Ontology annotation, cellular component: U4/U6 x U5 tri-snRNP complex. The record is from RefSeq and is a predicted model, not a curated record. Gene Ontology annotation, biological process: mRNA splicing, via spliceosome. The transcript is spliced from 16 exons. Lineage: Eukaryota; Metazoa; Chordata; Amphibia; Anura; Hylidae. The coding region runs from base 222 to 2267 and encodes 681 amino acids.